AUGGGUUCAGAAAGACUGUCAGAGACUCACGCUGACAUGGAGGUCCUCGUGAGACGAGGAAUGACCAAAGGAUAUGAAGUAUUUUCUUUACUCACCCCACCGGCAUACGCUGCUUUUGUGCUCAUGCGGAAAGGUAAAGGCCACUUCACUGUCAAUCGAUUCCUUCGCGCGACAUGGGUAUGUGGUGCAGUAGGAUGCGCAGGAGGAGGCGCACUCGAGUAUAUUCGCUCAUCCAGGGCCAGUGAAGCCACUGUGAGGAAACGGCGCCUGCAACACGCCUACGACACUGCUUCAUUACGUGCCGACGACCACUCUACUAUUGGCGCGAUAUUGUUUGCGGUGUUAACGCCUGCAAUUUUCUGGAAGAGAGCGAGCACAGUGAACUUGGUGAUUGGUGGCGCUGGGAUUGGUUCUGCUAUUGGGCUCCUAACACAUUAUGGACGAACAGUAACAGGGGAUAUAACACCAGAUACACAAAUCCCCGAUAUUCCCGCUACAUCGUCAUAA
Suillus plorans is the source of this 507-nucleotide messenger RNA. RefSeq lists its product as uncharacterized. The record is from RefSeq and is a predicted model, not a curated record. The coding region runs from base 1 to 507 and encodes 168 amino acids. The transcript has 4 exons. NCBI's taxonomy places the organism in Eukaryota, Fungi, Basidiomycota, Agaricomycetes, Boletales, Suillaceae.